AUGUCGCUUCUUUGUAAUACUGGUGACUGGUUUACGUUAGGGCAGGGAAAUGCCUUUAGGAAAAUGGAACUUUAUAACAUGGAAUGGCCGGCCAGUAUAAAUCUAGAAUGCAUGGUAGUGCAUGCAGCUCCGUACGGUGGCCCGAUUGCUGUUGUGAAAGAUCCAAAGCUGUUCAUCAAAUUGGACGGUGGGACUAGCACAAGACCCAUCAUUAGGGUGUUUAACUGUGUGGGCAAAUUAAUAUCAUCAAUUAAUUGGGAUUGCGGUAAUCUCGUCACCUUGGGUUGGUCUGACUCGGAAGAAUUGAUCGGUGUGCAGGAUGACGGUACCAUCUUCAUACACGACAUGUUUGGGAACUUUGUGCACAAGUUCAGCGUUGGAAAGGAUGUGACGGAUGUGGCGGAUGCAAAAAUAUUCACUUCCGCGUCCGGUACCGGUGUGGCUGUCAUGACAUCUGGCUUUAAAAUCUAUAUCUUGAACAACAUAAAGGACCCAAAAUCUCGUCCGCUGUCUGAGCUGCUGAAUCUUACAACUAAUCUUACUUGCUGGGAAAUGGUUUGUAAAGAUCGUACGACUAGCUGUUUGCUAGCGGUUGGAAAUGAAAUUACCAUUGUGCGACAUGGGGACAACGUUUUCACCAACCACACACUAACAAUGAGGAACGACUUCCAGUCGAUAAGCUUACUGUCCGUUUCGUUUGAUCAUGAACAUGUUGCCCUACUCACCAAUACCGGUUGCCUAUGGAUGGGUUCUUGGGAUCUAAAGCACAAGUACUGUGAGUUCGUAACGGGCCGGCAGGAAAAAGCGAACCAACUGGUGUGGUGUAUCGACGGAACCCCCAAGUAUGAAUCGCAAGCGGUGAUUGUGAGCUAUAUGAACCUGAUACUGAUCGUUGGUGCGACCGGUGAGUCGAGCGUUUACACUUAUGACUCACCAAUGACGCUCAUCCCGGAGAUGGAUUGUGUACGGGUCCUGACGAACUACUACCAUGAGCUCGUCCAGAAGGUACCGCCCAGUACGAGCAAAAUAUUCGGCAUCAACAUCUCCGAACCGGCGAGCUUUCUGUUUGAGGCGCAUCGAAAGUUCCAGGAUCGCAGUCAUCAGUCGGACGAGUAUCUGUGCCUGAUCCAGAACAAACUGCCUUCAGCGGUCGCGGACUGUAUCGAGGCGGCGGGGCAUGAGUUCGAUCCAAACACACAGAAAAGUCUGAUCCGUGCGGCGUAUUUUGGCAAAAGCUUCAUCGCCGGGUACAAUUGCAGCGAGUACAUCACGAUGUGCAAAACGCUGAAGGUGUUGAACGUGUUGCGUGACCGUGACGUUGGCAUACCGAUCACGAUACAGCAGUUCAACCAUCUGCAACCGGUUGUUAUUUUGGAUCGUUUAGUAUUUCGAAAGUACUACGGUUUGUCUAUACACAUUGCAAAAUAUAUGAAGCUACAAGAAACCCGCAUAUUAGAGCAUUGGGCAUUCCAGAAAAUUAUCCACGAUAAAAAUGACGAUGAGAUUGCUCGUAAAAUAGCAGCAAAAUUUUCCAGUGCGGGUCUCCGGGAACCGAUGUCGUACGCUAACGUGGCUGAUAAAGCGCAACAAAUCGGGAAAACCAAGCUUGCUAUUACGCUACUCGAACUGGAGACGAAAAAAAAGCUACAGGUGCCGCUGCUGCUGAAGCUAGGUGCGAGCGAGAAAGCGUUAAUUGCCGCCACACAAUCCGGUGAUAUCGAUCUCAUCUACAUGGCGAUACUGGAGAUGAAGAACACGUCCGCACUCGCCAAGUUCCACAUGACGAUCCGUCGUUACCCGUUGGCCCAAAAUCUGUACAAAAAGUACUGUCAGCUGAACAGCCUUUCGACGCUGAAAGACAUACAUUCCCAGGAGGAUGAUUUCCUGUCGCAGGCAGAGCUGGCGCUCCGAGAAGCGCUACAGCUCGGCAAUCUGGACGCUUCGAUACCGGGCAUCAGCGGCAACUACCGGAAGGCCGGAAAAGCGAUCGAAGCCGACUUGGCGGAUGAAACGAAGAAGCUGAUCCGGCACCAGAAGCUGCUGCAGGACAAGUAUCAGAAGGAUUUCUUCGGGUUGCCGCUGCACGCGAUGGUACGGAAGUUACUGCAGCUCGGCGAUCAGCGUUACGCCGAAAAGCUAAAAAGCGAAUUCAAGAUGUCCGAUCGGCGGUACUGGUGGGUACGGGUGCAAACGUACGCCGACAACUACCAGUGGGAAGAGCUGGAGAAGUUUUCGAAAGCGAAGAAAAGCGUUAUCGGAUACGAACCGUUCGUUGAGGUGUGCCUAUCGAAAAUGAAUGUAUCAGAGGCGAAAAAGUACCUCCCGAGGUGUACCGAGGAAAACAAACUGAAGUGGUAUUUAAGGGCAGGCUGUUAUGCGGAUGCAGCCACCAUUGCGUUCAUGCAGAAGGAUAUCGAUAGCUUGCUGAAGAUACACGACCACUGCAACGAUUCUGCCCUAAUGGCAACGGUCGAGAACAUGAUCGGGCAACUGUCGAGCAAGAAAUGA
This is a messenger RNA of Anopheles marshallii, 2508 nucleotides long. It is a transcript of the gene Vps16A, whose product is annotated as vacuolar protein sorting-associated protein 16 homolog. Gene Ontology annotation, molecular function: actin binding. The record is from RefSeq and is a predicted model, not a curated record. Gene Ontology annotation, biological process: intracellular protein transport; endosomal transport; vacuole fusion, non-autophagic. Gene Ontology annotation, cellular component: cytoplasm; endosome; HOPS complex. Lineage: Eukaryota; Metazoa; Arthropoda; Insecta; Diptera; Culicidae. The coding region runs from base 1 to 2508 and encodes 835 amino acids. The transcript is spliced from 8 exons.